Molecule: messenger RNA, 1290 nt
Organism: Malus domestica (apple)
Lineage: Eukaryota; Viridiplantae; Streptophyta; Magnoliopsida; Rosales; Rosaceae
Product: protein SEEDLING LETHAL 1, chloroplastic
Biological process (GO): regulation of DNA-templated transcription
Molecular function (GO): double-stranded DNA binding
Source: RefSeq, a predicted model, not a curated record
AUUUUCUUAACCCGGCCCAUUUGUGUUGGAUUACUGAUUUCUCCCUAUACCCCUCACCAAUCACAAUCUCCACAAUGCCAUUGUUUGGAGCAUUUUAAGCCUUAUCUUCUUCAUUCCCCCUUUUUCCCCCAAACCAAAGCUCUUCAGUCCUCAGCCAUGACCAGCUGCGCCCAAACAACAACCAACCAACCAAAUGCACGAAACCCACUUCCUCUCCACCGCCAUCGCCGCCACCAAACAACCCCGUUUCUCCUCCAUUCCCAAUCCCAUUCCCAAACCCCAAUCCCCCUCCUCCUCUCAUCAUGACAUCCACUCCUUUCCGCCGCCGAAGAAAACCCCCCACUUCCCAAUCAUCUCCUCCUCCAAAACCACGGCCUCCCUCAAACCCCCACCAACCACCGCCACCCCCCACUCCGACUUCCAAGAAAAAGUCCUCUACCUCGACUCCAUCGGCCUCGACUUCUUCUCCCUAAUCAACCACCACCCUCCGAUCCUCUCCUCCCCUCUCUCCCACAUCAAAUCCACCGUCCACUUCCUCCUCACCUCCAUCGGCUUCACCUCCCCAGAAUUCCGCCGCCUCAUCGGCAUGUGCCCCGAAAUCCUCUCCUCCCGAGUCGCCGAAAUCGCCCCAAUCCUCACCUUCCUCCUCCGCGAAGCCCACGUCAACGGCUCCGAUCUCCGCCGCGUCAUCAACCGCCGCCCCAGACUCCUCGCUUGCAGCGUCAAAACACGCCUCCGCCCCACCCUCUACUUCCUCCAGAGCAUUGGUAUUUCCCAAGUUAACAAACACACCUCCCUCCUCUCCUGCAGCGUGGAAGACAAGCUCCUGCCCCGAAUCGACUACCUCGAAAAAAUCGGCUUCUCCCACCGCGACGCGCUGUCGAUGUUCCGGCGGUUCCCGCAGCUGUUCUGCUACAGCAUCGAGCAGAACUUCGAGCCGAAAUUCGAUUACUUCGUGGUGGAGAUGGGGAGGGGGAUGAAGGAGCUGACGGAGUUCCCGCACUACUUCUCGUUCAGCUUGGAGAAUCGGAUUCGGCCGCGGCACCAGCGGUGCGUGGAGAAAGGGGUCUGUUUUCCGCUGCCGGUGUUGUUAAAGACGAGUGAGGCAAAGUUUCGCGACCGGUUGGAGUUUUGUUGUAAUUCUUCCAUCCCUUUUAGGAGUUCUCCUUUAUGGGGUACAAAUUCGAUUGAUUGAGAAAAUUGAAAAUAUACAAGGCCAAUUUCCAAUUUUAACUAAUUUACUCGUUAAUAUGAGUUUUUCGGAAUGCUAAUGACAAUUUUCGUUAAAUA